GAAAAGUGGCUUAAGCUUAUGAAUUGCUGACGUUAGCUGGGGAUUUUCACUGAUUCCAAGAGACACCACACAAAACGACAGCAACACCAACACCAACACCAACAUCAGCCACCCACAGUUGAAAGAAUGCAGUUUGCACAACAGCCACAAAGUAUGCAAUGGAAAAUUGCAUUUCUAAUUAUCGCGUUAGUCGGCGACGUGUCGUGCAUAAGAAAUGCGGACGGAAAUGACGAGCAGAAACACAUUUCCGCAAAGCUCAAAAACUUUUUCCCCUCCGAGCCGCUGCCGGAAGUGAGCCCCAGCCGUCGACAGAAAGCGGAGAUCUCGGCACGGGUGACAAACGGCGGAUUUCGACCCUCGCAAAUGGUGGAGUUUACACCGUCGGAUGUGAUGCAAGGCGAUAUCCAGCACCGUUAUCCACCCAGCUAUCUGGAGCCCGACUACAAAUAUCAAGUGUCCAGCACCUCGGCCAGUCUUCAACAACAACAGUCAGCCUUCGAUAAGCAGUUCUCCUUUCCGGAUGAGACAAACACCUUCCACAGCUAUGGAAGCACACAAAUACCCACAACACCCGUGGUCAGCUAUCUAGAUCCAUAUCGAUACACAGCCACGCCUCCAACGCACAGCUACAUUCAAAAUGAUCAGACGUAUACGGUGCAAUCAUCGCUACUCGUGGGCAGCCAUGCGCCACAGCGACCCCCCCAGGAUGAGGUGUAUCUGAAGCGGCCCGGCUACGUCUUCGACGAGAGUCCAUCGACAUUUUAUCGCCGACCUGCGGCAGCUGCAACAACACCCAGUUCGAAUAAGAUCUCAUACGAUUCACAUGAUUAUCCGCCGCCCAGUUAUGCCUCACAGCACACAUCCAAUUUCAAGCCACAGCAGAGUUUACAGCGACCGAUUUACCAGCGACAGGACAUAAGUGGACAUAGACCACAAUAUGCCACAUCGUCUAAUUAUGCAAACAACUUGGGUAAUUAUUUGCAGCGACCACAGCCAAGUUAUGCCAGCCACUCCAGCCCCAGCUCCAGCUUCAGCUCCAACUCCCAGUCGCCCUCGAGUCCCCCACACUAUCAGUAUGAGCCUCAGCAGCAGCAGCAUCAGCAGCAGCAGCAGCAGCAUCAGCAGCGACCUGGUCACAAUUACUAUGAGUAUCAGAUUGGUGAAAUACCACCCCAAACACAACAACAACAUCAACAGCAACAGUUCAACUAUCGACCAGCUCUACAAGCCACAUAUCGACCACCUUAUCAAUACCAGCAACAUCCCCAGCAGCAAACUCAGCAGCAGCCUUCAUCUGGACUUGGGUCUGGUGGCUUGGCCACUUUGGCUUCGCUCUAUGCGCCACAAUUUACGAAUCUACUCUUGGGUGGUGGCACUGCAUCCACCUCCAGCAGUCCAUUGGGCAGCCUCUUGGGGGCUUUCACAGGCGCACAACAACACACACAACAACACAGCCGGCCGCCCAACACACAGCUCAUUAGAGCCUUGGAGAACAUCGCACGCAACGACGACUUGCAGUGCGUGCCCAAGGUGCUCUGCCAGAUGAUUGCCGGUCAAACGUUACGUGGCCAACUGCCGGGCUUUAUGACGUCUCCAGCAAUAACAAACUUCCUCGCUGGGUUCCCAGUCGCCUCACCUGCUCUGAUUUAUGGACGAGCUGCGCUGCUAGGAAUUAGCGGCGGCGAACGAAGCUGCGUCCAGACCUACGAGAAAUGUCCAAAGAAUGAGAUGGAAAUCAUUCACUAUCUGAACAAUCAUCGCGGCGGUUUCUUUAAGUUCUUCAGCGAACCGGAAGAGCAACCAGCAACUCUGGCACAACAAUCUGGCGAUUCUGGCGGCAGCUCAUUGUUCAGCAUACUCUCAGCGCUGACAGGCGGCGGCCAGGGACUGGGGCUGGGGCAGGGGCAAGGGCAAGUGACGCGUACAACACCACGUCCAGUGGCGCGACCCACGCAAAGACCGAGCACGGACAUCGCGAAUGGCAUUGGCAGUUUCUUUACCCAAGUGCUGUCCGAGUAUUUGAAUGGCGUCGAGUAUCAAAGGAGACGGAGGCGAAGGAGUCUGUUGCCAACGGAAAUUAAACGCAGCAUUCAAACGGAUAAUGGUCGCUUGAUGCCCCUGGAUUUUCACGAUGAAGAAGACGACUUGGAUACGCAGACACCAGUCAGGUUUCAAGAUGAUGACGAGGCGGAGGCAGCCCAGGCACACACCGAACUGAUAGGUGUGCUGCAAUUUCCCGAAGAUGCUGGUGAGGGUCGAAUACUGCACUUCAAGAACAUUGAAAGCGAGGAACACAACAACAACAAUGACAAUGGAGCUGUGCGAUUUCCGGAAGAUCAGAAUGACAGCCAGAGCAAAGUUAUCUAUGAAUUCAAUCGGGUUGCAGCUCAACGUAAAUUGAGAUUUCCCCAGGACCAAGACGAGGCCAAAAGACAACAACUGACUGAGGGAUGGGCAGCUGUGCUGCCAAAUGGAUUAGCCCUCGAGGAUUAUAGCGUGGAAAAGAGGCGUGGCAAGCGUAUUGUGUUCAAGGACACCAAUCAGCACCUCGACGAGUUGAGUGACGAACGUCUCCGAGAAGAGCAAAUAGCUGAAGAAGCAGAUCGAUUGAGGGAAGAACAAUUGAGGGAAGCAUGGCUUAGAGAAGAGCAACAAAGUGUGAGAGAGGAACAAUUAAGGGAGGAGCAAGUCAGAGAGGCAAGAUUGAGAGAAGAGCAACAGGAUCAAAGGGAACAACAUGCACCACUGAAUGCUGUCUAUGAGGAGUCAGCACCACCUCAACGCGGUGCUCGAGUCCUCUUUCCCGAUCACUACGAGAGACACAUACGCCGUGGCAAGAUCCUCAAUCGACCCACCUAUGCACCCACCUACGACUACAAUAAUCGUGCCGAGGAGAAGGAGCAGCGCUUUGUGGUCAGCGACGAGCAUCGACCCAGUUCCUAUUAUCGCCUGGAGGAGACGUCGACAGACUAUCAGACGAGUGCCCAGCACAGUUUUAUGAACUACGGGGAGUACAUGCCAGGGAAUACUGUGCGAUUCUCCGAUUCGAAUGACACGCCCACCUACAAUCCACAUUACAAUCCCCAUUACAACUAUCCCAAUGCAAACUACAUUAGCGAUAACCGAUAUAGCAGCGCCUAUCAGACGACCUCGACGAGGAGACCCAAGCACGAGGAUGAUAAGAAUAUAUAUGUGAACAACUCAAAGGGCGUGACGGAGUAUUAUAUUAAACCCGAUGGACGCAAAGUGUAUCUGGGUAGUGGAUGAAUUUUCUAGGGUAUAUCUAGCAUAUAUAUAUUUAUAUAUAUACACUACUAACUAUUAACAGUCGCCAGGCAGU
This is a messenger RNA of Drosophila grimshawi, 3340 nucleotides long. RefSeq lists its product as uncharacterized. The record is from RefSeq and is a predicted model, not a curated record. The transcript is spliced from 5 exons. The coding region runs from base 127 to 3267 and encodes 1046 amino acids. Lineage: Eukaryota; Metazoa; Arthropoda; Insecta; Diptera; Drosophilidae.